Molecule: messenger RNA, 5220 nt
Organism: Melozone crissalis (California towhee)
Lineage: Eukaryota; Metazoa; Chordata; Aves; Passeriformes; Passerellidae
Gene: RAB11FIP5
Product: RAB11 family interacting protein 5
Exons: 6
Coding region: 1-4263 (1420 amino acids)
Biological process (GO): regulated exocytosis
Cellular component (GO): secretory granule; phagocytic vesicle; early endosome
Molecular function (GO): small GTPase binding
Source: RefSeq, a predicted model, not a curated record
AUGGCGCUGCUGCGGGCGGCCGCGCUGCCCGCCGAGGGCUGCCCGGCCUGGCUGCCCACGCACGUCCAGGUGACGGUGGUGCGGGCCCGCGGGCUGCGCUGCAAGGGCGGCGGCAAAGGCAAAGCGGGCGGCAGCGACGCGUACACCGUGAUCCAGCUGGGCCGCGAGAAGUACAGCACCUCGGUGGCCGAGAAGAGCGGCGGCAGCCCCGAGUGGAGGGAGGAAUGUGCCUUCGAGCUGCCCCCCGAGCCCGGGGCCUGCGCCGAGCUGGUGCUCACGGUGAUGCACCGGGCGCUCGUGGGCAUGGACCGGUUCCUGGGCCAGGCCCUGGUGCCCCUGGAGCCCGCCCGGCAGCGCGGCCGCGGGCCCGACGAGCGGUGGUACAAGCUGCACUCCAAGGCUGGGAAGAAGGAGAAGGAGCGUGGUGAGAUCCUGGUGAGCCUGCAGUUCACCAGGCACAGCCUGACCGCCAGCAUGUUCGACCUGUCCGUGAAGGACAAGGCGCGCUCGCCCUUCGGCAAACUCAAGGACAAGGUGACGGGCAAGAAGAAAUACGACCUGGAGUCGGCCUCUGCCAUCAUCCCCAGCAGCAUGGCAGCCCUGGACAUGGAGGAUGACCUGGAGCUGGGGGGCAAGAAGUCCAAGCUGAAGGGUUUCUUCCUGAAGAAUAAGCUGCGGCGGUCGUCGCUGACGCAGUCCAGCACGUCCCUGGGCUCGGACAGCACCAUCUCCUCUGCCAGCCUGAGCCUGGCAGUGCCCGUGCCCGAGGUGCCCAGGUCCCCCAGCAGGCAGGGCAGCCUGUCCAGCGAGCGCUCUGUGAAGGAGCCGCCGGCCUCGCCCAGGCUGAGCCACAAGCGAGCGUUCAGCGAUGAUGUGUCCCAGUGCGGCCCCGCAGAGGUCCCGCAGAGCCCCCAGGCCCGGAGGGACCCCGGCUCCCGCUCGUCCCUGUGCAUCAACGGCAGCCACGUGUACGGGGAGGAGGCGGCGGUGCCCCGGAAUCCGCCCGCCUCCGCGCCCCUGCCCGUGCCCCGCAGGCAGGACGAGCCCCUGGGCUUCACCCCCCUGCACGCCGAGCCCCACUGGGGGCUGGGCAGCCUGGAGAGGGCCCAGCAGAGGGACGAGCCCCGCUUCAUCCCGUCCCCUCCCAGCCUGGCCCUGCAGGAAGAGCUCAAGGUGUCCACCAAGGCCGUGACCCUCAGCAACCACCUGGGCAGGGCCAGGAUGGAGGAGAGCGCCCGCCUGGAGGGCAAACCCAGCCAGGGUGCGGCUGCUCCGGGCCUCCCCGCCGAGCCAGCCAAGGACAGAGCAACCGAGGACACCAGGAAGGAGGAGAAGAAAGCCAAGGGAGGCUUCUUCCACCACGGGGGCAAAGGCCAGGGGGACAGAGGGACCCCCGUCCACACCUCGGCCGCGGGGGAUGAGAGGAGUAAGAGCAGCGGCUGGUUUGGCUCCAAGGAGCCCAAAGAGUCCCCUCAGAAACCCAGUUUCCCGCCUGGGCCGCGUGCUGCACCCGAGGUCGCUGGGAGCUUUUAUUCCUCUGAGGAUUGCAGUCCCUCUGGCUCCCCAAGGCACACAGAGCCCCAGAGGGAGUCUCCAGCCCAGAGCGUUGGUGUCCCCGUGCCUGAAACCAGUCCCCCAGCACCGGGAGAGCUCCCUCCUGCCGACACCGACACCGAGCCUGCUGUCCCCUCGGAGUGGGACGAUACCUUCGAUGCCUUUGCCACCAGCAGGCUCAAACCAGAGCGGAACAAGGAGAACUUUUUUGCCUCGGUGGCAGCAGAGGGCAUGGCUUUCAUCGAUGACCCCAGAGCCAGCCCGACGGAGAGCUCAGCGGGGCCGCCCUGCCAGAAGGGCUCCCAAGUGUUCGAAAAGGCGGCUGAAAUCCCUGCGGCUCUCCGCUCCUGGACAAAUUUCUCCGCUUUAGACGUGGGGGCCAACCUGGUGAGCACCACCCAGGAGGCCACGGUGAUCGAGGACGUGCUGAGCCCCGUGUCCGCGGGCUCCAUGGCUAGGAGGAGGAAAAGCAGCACGCCCAUGGUCUGGACAGCCGCUUUUGCCUCGGGCAACCCCGGGGACAAAGAGGCGUCAGCAGCACUGAGCACUGAAAAUAGCGCUAGGGAGGAGGGGGACAGCGGUGAGGAGGAGUCCUGCAGCACGGGGACGAACGGCUGGAUGACCAUAGCCACGGAGAGUGCCGCUGAGCCCUCAGAGAGCGCCGGGGAGCGCCCGGCUCCUCAGGGCCCCUUCGGCCCGCGCCCGCCCUUCCUGGGCGAGGGCACCUUUGAGGCCCAGAGCUCGUCCCGUGCCACCACCGCCACCUGUGUGCUACCUAUGAGCUCCUUCCCCCCCGAGCCGGCCCCCGAGGCCCCGCCGGGCAGCACCGUGGUGGCGGCCGUGCCCCCGCGGGUGCCGGGGGACGCGGCGGGGCGGAGGUUCCCCGAGGCGGGCGCGGAGCCCGGGGAGGGCGCCUUGGACAUCCGCAGCUCGGUGUUCCGGCUACAGGCCAGCAUGCGGCUGGAGGCCAGCGAGGGCCUGCUGCACUUCAGCUCCGACAUCCGCGAGAGGCGCGUGGUGCUGGCGCCGUGGGCAGGGCUCCAGGGCUGCCCGGAGCUGCCGCCCGGGCCGCCCCCCAAACCACCCCGGCGGUUCGCGGCCGCGGGCCCCGUGGGGGACGGCGAGGACGAGGAGCCUGGUGGCACCCAGCGAGGCAAGCAGGAGCCGUGGGAAGAGUCAGAGGGCCCAGGAGCAGAGAUGGGAUUGCCGAGGAGCCGUGCGAGCAGCGAGCCCUCCGUGCCGGCGCCUCCCAGCCUGCCCGCACCCGGAGCGGCCGCCGCUGAAGCCGCGAGAGAGUUCGCAGCGUCUGAGGGUGCCAGAGCUGCUGCUAUGGACCCAGCGGCUGGCGUGGGGACAGGAGCCGACACCUCUGUGGGCGAACACCCAUCAGAGAUGAACGAGACAGAUGUGGCCGAACAGUUUGAGACUUGCAUGUCCAACUUCUCCCUGGAUGGACUGGACCGGUCGGGUGCUGAGGAGAGCUGGAGCCAGCCCCGUUUAUCCCCUCAGGGGGCCACAGACAGUGCCAAGUGGGAAAUGGCCUCCAAGCAGGAGCUGUUCCCUGAGGAGCUCAGUAUUUCAGGACUAAACCCACCUUCCAAGCUAGACCUGGGCCAGCCCACCAGCUGGACAGCUCUGGGAGAGCAGGAGGCAGCUGGGCAUCCACACCCGCCGCCCCAAAGGUUAGAACACAGGCAGAGGCCAUGCCAGCUGGACCUGGCGUGCCAGGAUGGCGAGGGGCGAGCAGGAGAGCAGCCCAGGCCCCGUGCCCCUCCCCGGGAGGCAGAGCAGGGCAGGACCCCCGCCAGCGAGGAGCCCCAGGGGCGCUGGGCAGAGAGCAGGAUAGACUUCAAGAAAGCCGAUUUCUGGAAGCCAGAUAAGAUAGAGAGGCACACACAGGGAGCUUCAGCCCCGAGAAACCCCUUCACUCUGGCGCUGAGCCCCAGUUCCCCGAGCAACCCCUUCGUGGAGAGGCCCCCAGCCCCUGUCCCUGUCCAGGCUGUGCUGCCCGAAAAGCUUGAGCAGGGCGACUUCAGCUUCCGCAGCCCGCAGGAGGAGCCCCCCGGGCACGGCUUGCAGCCCACUAACGCUACCCCCCUGCAUGUCAGCCCGCCCCUGGCCUUCUCCACCCCUUUCCCCGCGGCUGCCACUAACCCCGAGCCGUGUGGCCGCCCCCGGGCCCCCGCGGGGGUCUCCGCCCGCCGCGCCGCCGCCCGGCCCUGCCCGUGCCCGCAGCCCGGGGAAGCUUCGGCGCUCCUGGUUCUGCCCAGGGAGACACGGCCGGCUGAGAAGCCCCUUGGCCAGCAGACGACCAGCCCCCACCCCGUGAAGCCCCUGAGUGCAGUGCAGGAGGGCUCCAGCGAGAGGAAGCAGCAGCACAGGGCCAGCCUGGGCUCAGCACUGAGCAAUGGCCUGGAGAGGCUGAAGACAGUGACCACGAGCAGCGUCCAGCCCCUGGCCCCGGCCUCCCAGCAGGACAAAACUGACCCCAAGGUAAAGGACCCUGGCCAGCUGGACCAGUCAGCCAAGUAUUACCACCUGACCCACGACGAGCUGAUCCAGCUGCUGCUGCAGAAGGAGGGCGAGCUCAGCAAGAAGGAGGAGCACAUCCAGGAGCUGGAGAACUACAUUGACCAGCUGCUGGUGCGCAUCAUGGAGCAGUCCCCCACGUUGCUGCAGAUCCCUCUGGGGGGAGGCCAGGCCCCCUGAGCCUGCCCAGGGCAGCAGCACCUGGCAGAGCUGUGCCCCCUGAGCCUGCCCAGGGCACCCAGCAGAGCUGUGCCCCAGUAACCACCACGCUGCCAACACCCCCGCACCCCCUCUUCUCACCCGAGGCCUGCGGUGGCUUCUGUUCCCAGAGUUAGCAGGAAGGGUUAUCUGCUCCUUCCCAGCCCAAGCUUAGCCCAGCUCAGCUCCAGGGAGCUGUAGGGUGGUGGGCUGCCAGCACCCUAUGGGGAGGAGCAGAGCCCUCCCCACCAGGCAGGUGCCUCUGCAGGUUCCUGUUGCUGUGACCGAGUGCCACCUCCCAGGCACUCCUCCUGCCAGAGCUUUAAAUGACCCCUGGACAUCUGAGAGCUGGAAACCAUCUCCUCGUGACUUCACCCUGCUGCUGCUCCUCUGCCCACACUCCUCCUCCUCUUCUCUCCCCUGAGAGUGGUGUCCCCUGGCUGGUGUUGAGCUGCUGGGUGACACUGGGGGCACUGAGACCCAGUGAGACUCCCCCAGCACAUUCCUGAGCAGAGCCUGUGGGACACCCCUUGCCCUCCUGCCCCAGUUACCCCCAGUGAAGGAUGAAGAGCCAACUCCAGUUUGUGCCACUCUCUCACCACACUUGUGGGAGAUGCUCCACAAAGGGACAGUGCCAGGCCUAGGUGGUGUCACUGGUGGCUCUGUCACAGCACCAGUGACACUGCCUGGGUCCCUCAUGGUUGGACUGGGAAUAUGGCAAAGGCACCCCAGGAGUGCUGCAGGAGAUCCUCUGCAUGCCCCCACCCAGCAGGGGCUGCUGUGCCCUGGAGGGACCAAGGAGUGCAGAAUUCACAUUGAAUUUCCACUCAGUAUUCCCAGGAAUGGCUGCUCACAGCUGCCCGGCCCUGUUCUGCCUCAUCUGUCCAGCACAGCCAGAAAACACCCCCAGAACAAGGUCUGGGGAGUCUGACCCCUCUG